Molecule: messenger RNA, 1094 nt
Organism: Strigops habroptila (Kakapo)
Lineage: Eukaryota; Metazoa; Chordata; Aves; Psittaciformes; Psittacidae
Gene: FAM162A
Product: family with sequence similarity 162 member A
Exons: 5
Coding region: 469-924 (151 amino acids)
Biological process (GO): neuron apoptotic process; cellular response to hypoxia; positive regulation of release of cytochrome c from mitochondria
Cellular component (GO): mitochondrion
Source: RefSeq, a predicted model, not a curated record
CCCCGCCGCCGCAUCUCGCCCGAUGCGGGGAGGGGUGACCUCGCCGCCCCCCAACGGGGCGCUUGCUCCCUCAGGGCCGCACACGGCGUUGCCGGAAGCGCGGCGGGCGCGGGGAGGCGGCGGGAGCGCCCUUUAUCACCCGCAGCACCCCCCGCACCGCCCGGCGCGGGUUACCUGGAACUCGGCGAAGUCCUCACAGCUCGCCGCUCCGCCGGGCGCCGCCAUACUGGAAAGGCCGACGGCCGCGGCGCCAGCCAAUCCAGCGGGGAGGCGGGAUGACGCUCGGAGGUGGAGCGGCCCCCGGCCGGGCACCGAUAGCGGCGGCGUAGGGCGACUCCGCCGCUUAGAGGGUUCCGGGGCGCCCCGCUUCCCCGCCGCGGCCCCGGCCUCCGUGCACGUUCGCGCGUUCCUCCAGUGCCGGUGCCGGGCGCCGGCCCAGCGGUGACAUUGAGGAGCCAGGGCAGCGCGAUGUGGGGCCGCGCCGGUGGGGCUGUUCAACUGCUGGGAAGAAAUACUCCCUCAAUUCUGAGGAUGAUUAAAGGAAUGGAUCCAAAUACAAGCAGAAGGGUUUGCAUUAAACCCCAGGAAGAAGGUCAACAUCAGCCAAAAAGUCGGUCUACUUUGAGGGUGCCUGGACACAAGCCUACAGACUGGGACAAAAGAUUUUUGUUGUGGGCAGGCCAUUUCAAAAAACCAGAGGAUAUACCAGAGACUGUCUCGAUUGAUACAAUCAGAGCAGCAAAGACCACACUGCGUGUGAAAUUCAGCUAUGUGAUGAUUGCCUUGACAAUAGUGGGAUGCAUAAUCAUGGUGAUUAGAGGGAAGCAGGCUGUAAAAAGGCAUGAAACUCUUACAAGCGUAAACUUGGAAAAGAAAGCACAAUGGAGAGAGGAAGCUGCUCAGAGCACAUCUGCUAAACCUUAGAGGAGGAAAUGAAGAGACCAUGUACUGGGGAAGAAAAGCCGAGUCCCUCUUGGCACUGGAAGAAUAUAGUCAUAUCGUUUGUGUAUGUUAGUUCUGUACUCUCAUGUUCAAGAAAAUGCAUACAUUAUCCUGUACUCAUUAAAAGCAGAAAUACUUUUCCUAACAACCUC